Liolophura sinensis is the source of this 2539-nucleotide messenger RNA. RefSeq names its product ubiA prenyltransferase domain-containing protein 1-like. Lineage: Eukaryota; Metazoa; Mollusca; Polyplacophora; Chitonida; Chitonidae. The coding region runs from base 107 to 1327 and encodes 406 amino acids. Gene Ontology annotation, biological process: menaquinone biosynthetic process; vitamin K biosynthetic process. The transcript has a single exon. The record is from RefSeq and is a predicted model, not a curated record. Gene Ontology annotation, cellular component: Golgi membrane; endoplasmic reticulum. Gene Ontology annotation, molecular function: prenyltransferase activity.
UGAAAAUUGUGACGAUGUGUCGUCAGUUGUAGGCCUACACGCUGUAAACUUGUGAUCUGAGGAGGUCAGGAAAUUUGUCCUGUGAUGGUUGGAUGGUGACAAAAUUAUGUCUAUGGCUACCAUGGAAACCGCUGGACGGAAUGGGGUGUUUAAGAAGAGUGUCGUGAACGGCAAUGUUACAGUUGUUGACCAAAUGAAAAACGGCCUUGUAUCCCAAGUUACGAGAUCUCGGGUAAAAUUCGCUGAGCAGACGAUGAAACUGAAAGACAGAUCGGCAAGGAUAAGUAACGGACGACUAAAACCCAAACAGAUGUCUGUUAAAUCAACACAGACCGCGUCCGGUGGAUUUCACGUGCACGAACCUGAGCACAAUGGCUAUGGCUCGGAUAUGCCUGACCGUGACAACAUCCCUCAGUCACAAUUGGUUUAUGCCCCACCGUCCAGAUUGAAAAAGUAUUUGGUCGCUCUUCGUCCUUGGUCUUUAUCUGCCAGUUUCACUCCUGUUUCUCUCGGAUUUGUACUGGCCCACAAAACUGUUGGUGAAUUCAGCAUCUGUCUGUAUGUAAUCACAUGCCUCACGGCGCUAUCAGUGCACGCUGCUGGAAAUCUUGUGAACACAUAUUUUGACUUUUGCAAAGGUGUAGAUAGCAAGAAGAGCGACGACAGAACACUGGUAGAUAGGAUACUGCACCCAAAUGAUGUCGCCAAAUUUGGAGCAUUCUUUUAUGUUAUGGGAUGUGUUGGAUUUCUACUUCUCACUUGGAUGUCGCCGUCAAAGCUUGAGCAUGGUGCUUUGCUGUAUUUCGGUGGGCUGUCCAGCAGCUUUCUCUAUACAGGUGGUUUGGGGUUAAAGUACAUUGCUUUGGGAGACAUCGCUAUAUUUCUCACAUUUGGACCACUGACUGUGAUGUUCUCAUACUUGGCACAAGCUGGGGAGUUGUCAUUCGUGCCACUGAUUUACGCCAUUCCUCUAGCUCUGAACACAGAAGCAGUUCUUCAUGCCAAUAAUAGUCGGGAUAUGGACACAGAUAGAGAGGCAGGAAUCAUCACAUUUGCCAUCUUGAUCGGCCCGACUUUAUCAUACAUUGUCUUUGUGCUGCUGUUGUUUGUGCCUUACAUCUGUUUUGUUUUGAUGGGUGUGCAUUGUUCAGCUUGGAUGUUUCUGCCUGUGGUUUCUAUUCCAAAAGCAUUCGAGGCUGAGCGAUUGUUUCGUGAACAUAAGAUGAGGCAUCUGCCUCAGCAUGUCGCCAAGCUGAACCUUGCUUUAGGAGUUCUAUAUACUAUCAGCUGUUUUGCAGCAAAGAAAGGAGUUUUACCUCACCUUUGAUAAAAUCACAGUUUAUAUAAUUAAUGCUGGAUUAAUGAAAAUUGUUAUGUGUAAAAUCUCCAAUAUGUUUUGUUGAUGUGUUACAAAUUCUUUAUCUGUAUGCAUUGUUGUAAUAUUGUAAUCUUGGUUGGUUGUAAAUUUGUUGUAAAAUUUGCAUUUUACAGUCAAAAAUAGUAUCAAUUCAUGGCUGAGUCAUUUAUUAUUAUGUAAAAUUAUCUCUUGUUGUAGAUCGCUUGUUAGAGAUCGUUUAUUAGUCAAUUGUUGAAUACAUAUUGGCUGUAAUAAUGUUAUAUAUAUGUGGAUAACUGUUUUGGAUCAGUUAUUGAUGGGUAUUCUCUGCCCUUAAGCUAGGCAUAGGUUGACUGGAGAUCCUAAGUUUCUGGCUCUCACUUGGCAAAGGAGAAGUAUCCGUAACACUUUAAUGUCAAAAAUUUCAAGAAAGCCGUGUGUUUGUGAGCAUCAGGUGGUGGCUAGCCAGAUUCAGUGUGUUCGCGCACAUGCCAACUUCAUGAUGAGAUGACAUCUGCCAUCUCUGGUGUGGCAACGUGACAGUGAUGUGACCGGUUGCAUGUGAAGCAUCGCAACAAUGUGCAAACUCUGAUUAACUGGUGGAUGAACCUGGAAUUCUGGAUACUACUGGAUGCUUUAAGUUGCAGAAAAGUAGAGCAUGUUCAGUUCAGAACAACUGCGCGUAACAAAAGGAUCUAUGAUCGUCAUCCAACAACCUGAUAAAUGUACUUUGCAGUUAUUUAUAAACAAAUCAUGCUAUGAUUACACUGAUUAGUUUGAUUUCUAAUUUAUAUUGCAUGUAUACAUGCUUGUAGAAUAAUGAUAAUAGAUAUAAUUUGUAGUUUGUCACAAAAUGUAUUUAAUGAAGAGUUUAUUGAUGCAAAUAAUUUGUACACGUAACAGUUUCAUUUUCAUAAGAUACGUUCAGGUAUAUGACACUCACCUGACUUUAAACAUCAGUUCUUGUACUGUAUGUGUAAAUCAUUUUAUAAUUAUGUCUAGACAUGGUACGGAGGCCAUCUUUAAAAAAUGUUUGUUUCUUGGAACCUUACAGUACCUGUCCAUCAAAAAGACCCAAGUGAAGUUUUUGGUGAACUUCCCUUCAGAAACCUUAACAUUUUUUUUCAUUUUCAGAGCUGUUUGCCUUCAGUGCAAAAUUUUUUUGGAUAGAAUCUGAUUACGUGAAAUAAAUUUUUAAUAUGG